Molecule: messenger RNA, 975 nt
Organism: Vicia faba (fava bean)
Lineage: Eukaryota; Viridiplantae; Streptophyta; Magnoliopsida; Fabales; Fabaceae
Source: the annotation of a GenBank genome assembly
AUGGUCGGUUGGGCUAUUGCUGUUCACGGCGGCGCUGGUGUGGAUCCUAAUCUACCACCACAGCGUCAAGAAGAAGCCAAACAGCUUCUUACUCAUUGUCUCAAUCUUGGCAUCUCCGCUCUCCGUUCCAAUGCCUCCGCCCUCGAUGUCGUUGAACUUGUCGUGAGACAAUUGGAAACGGAUCCUUUGUUCAAUUCUGGCCGUGGAUCUGCUCUCACGGCAAAAGGAACGGUGGAGAUGGAGGCUAGUAUCAUGGACGGUGCCAAGAGAAGAUGCGGUGCUGUUUCUGGUGUCUCUACCGUGAAAAACCCUAUCUCCCUUGCUCGUCUUGUUAUGGAGAAAUCACCUCAUUCAUAUCUGGCCUUUUCUGGCGCCGAAGAAUUCGCCAGACAACAUGGUUUGGAGGUUACAGAAAAUGAAUACUUCAUCACCCCUGAUAAUGUUGGUAUGCUGAAACUUGCAAAAGAAGCAAAUGCAAUUCUGUUUGACUAUCGAAUUCCGACCUCCGCUGGAAAAUGUGCAGGAGUUGAAAGUCCAGUGAAGAUGAACGGUCUGCCGAUAAGCGUUUAUGCGCCGGAGACGGUCGGAUGUGUGGUGGUGGAUAGUGAAGGAAGGUGUGCUGCAGCCACAUCGACCGGUGGUUUAAUGAACAAAAUGAGUGGUCGAAUUGGUGACUCGCCAAUCAUAGGUGCUGGAACAUAUGCAUGUGAAUUAUGUGGAGUUUCUUGCACUGGUGAAGGUGAAGCAAUCAUACGUAGUACUCUUGCACGUGAAGUUGGUGCAGUUAUGGAGUAUAAAGGUUAUAGGCUUCAAGAGGCUGUGGAUUAUGUGAUAAAACAUCGUCUUGAUGAAGGAUUUGCUGGUCUUAUUGCUGUGUCUAAUAAGGGUGAAGUGGCUUUUGGUCAUAACUGUAAUGGAAUGUUUCGGGGUUGUGCUACUGAAAAGGGAUUUAUGGAGGUAGGAAUCUGGGAUUAG